This is a messenger RNA of Trichoderma aggressivum f. europaeum, 1701 nucleotides long. RefSeq lists its product as uncharacterized. Gene Ontology annotation, biological process: nucleoside metabolic process. Bases 1 to 1701 code for a protein of 566 amino acids. Lineage: Eukaryota; Fungi; Ascomycota; Sordariomycetes; Hypocreales; Hypocreaceae. The transcript has 2 exons. Gene Ontology annotation, molecular function: catalytic activity. The record is from RefSeq and is a predicted model, not a curated record.
AUGUCAGCGACUCCACCCCCCAACAGAUCUUUCAGCCGCAAUUCAUACACUAUUGCAUGGAUCAGCGCCCUGCCCCAUGAACAAACGGCAGCAAUUGGAAUGCUGGAUAAUCAGCAUGCGCGACCUCAUGAUUUCAUUCAGCCUCCAAAUGACAGCAACUCGUACUCUUGGGGCGACAUUAACUCCUUCAACAUAGUUAUCGCCUCGCUUCCUGCCGGGGAAUAUGGAACUGCCUCCGCUGCUGGUACCGCCGUCACUACUUUAUUGUCCUUUCCCCAAGUCCGAUUCGGGCUGAUGGUUGGCAUUGGAGCUGGCGUCCCUAGACCAGGCCGAGACGUUCGUCUUGGUGAUAUUGUUGUUAGCCGUCCAGAGGGAACCAGUGGUGGCGUGGUUCAAUAUGACUUCGGCAAGGCUCUUCAGGGAGGAGAAUUUCGACGUACCGGAUUUCUGAAUAGUCCUCCUAGAGUUCUUCGCAGUGCAGUCACCAACUUGCAAGCACAUCAUGGCCUCCAAGAACCUCAAAUCCCUCAGUACCUUGACCAAAUGGUCAGCAGGUUUCCCCGUCUUGGUCAACCAAACAAUGAUGGUCCGAGUUAUACCUUCCAGGGAGUUCUAAAUGACAGACUCUUCAACCCAACAUACCCCCACGAAGGGGGUGACGACUGUUUGAAUUGUGACCCAACACAACUGCAAAGACGGACCAAAAGGAACUCAACCAAUCCUGUGAUCCAUUACGGAGUUAUUGCAUCGGGCAAUAUGCUUAUCAGAGAUCCAGAAGUACGAGCGGAAAUGGUCCGACGGACAGGGGAGGACUGUAUCUGCUUUGAGAUGGAAGCAGCUGGAUUAAUGAACCAGUUCCCUUGCCUGGUUAUCCGUGGCAUAUGCGAUUAUGCAGACUCUCAUAAAAACGAUCAAUGGCAGCGGUAUGCGGCGGCGACUGCAGCCGCCUAUACCAAAGAACUCAUUAGGCUUCUUCCGGCACAAGCUGUUGCGGAGACUGAUACGGCCGCUGGCAUCGUGAACCCCGGACAGAAUCCCACUCCGACUCUCAACCCAACUAUCAACCCCAGUCCUGGACAGACCACUCCUGCACAGACCCCUAAUCCCGGUCAGUCCCCAAGCAACGGUGAAAUUCGGCAAUUGCGCGAUGAUGUUGCAGGGUUGUCUAGGCAAAUGAAUACCGUCAUCCAGAUGCUCCAGUCCUCCCCGCCUGGUAAUUCAGGUAGUGGAUCCGUUGGUGCGGGCUCUUCUGGAGGAGCCUCCGGGGGAGCUUCUGGAGGAAGUGCUCCUGGAGGAGGUACGAGUACUACUGGGGGACCGGGCGGCACGGAUGUUACCGGCAACAGAUGGUACGGGUUUGCUUUGGCUGAACAAGUGGAAGAGGCCCAGAGAAGAAAUCCUGAAGGGUUCAGAGACGACCUCGUCGGUGCCAUUACGUCUAUUGGCCAUACCGUUUAUAAUUGGAGAGCUGAUCAGAACAGUACUUUGGGCCAGUUUUUCUCGAGUCAUAGCAUCCGGCUGCGUUUUACUGCGGAUGAGCCGGGGUCUGGGGAUGACCCUCUUGCGGGGCUUCCAACAAGCUCUCCGAGGCGGCUUGAAUUUGUUUGCCGGAACUACAGGUUCUGGGGUGGUAUGAAUGAGCAUUUUUGCAGGGUGUUUACUCUCUGGCGUAUUGCUGUUGAGUUUAUGGGGAUGGAGUAG